This is a messenger RNA of Sphaerodactylus townsendi, 4323 nucleotides long. It is a transcript of the gene USP13, whose product is annotated as ubiquitin specific peptidase 13. The record is from RefSeq and is a predicted model, not a curated record. The transcript is spliced from 21 exons. Gene Ontology annotation, biological process: protein deubiquitination. Bases 47 to 2632 code for a protein of 861 amino acids. Gene Ontology annotation, molecular function: zinc ion binding; cysteine-type deubiquitinase activity; protein binding. Lineage: Eukaryota; Metazoa; Chordata; Lepidosauria; Squamata; Sphaerodactylidae.
GCCCGCCCUCCUCCGUCCCGCCUUGCUUGCAAGCCCCCCGGUUCGCAUGCAACGGGCCGUGCUCUUGGGCGGCUGCCGGGCGGCGCCCAUGGCUGGGGGGGACGUGGGCGAGCUCUUGGUGCCCUUCAUGCCCACCAUCCGCGUGCCCAAGACCGGCGACCGCGUCUACAAGAGCGAGUGCGCCUUCUCCUACGACUCGCCGUAUUCCGAAGGAGGUCUCUAUGUGUGCAUGAAGACUUUCCUGGGAUUUGGAAGGGAACAUGUGGAAAGGCAUUACCGGAAGACGGGACAGAGCGUGUUCAUGCAUUUGAAGCGGCACGCGAGCGAAAAGGUAACAGGGGCAUCUGGUGGAGCCUCACCAAAAAGGAGAAACACCAAGCUAUUUUUAGAUCUAGAAUCCAACGGAGAUUUAAACAACGAUGAUUAUGAGUACGAGGAUGAAGCCAAACUCGUUAUAUUCCCUGAUCACUAUGAGAUCCCUUUGCCAAAUAUAGAAGAGUUACCAGCACUGGUUACAAUAGCUUGCGAUGCGGUCCUCAGUUCAAAAUCUCCCUAUCGAAAGCAAGAUCCCGAAUCCUGGGAGGAAGAGCCACAAGUUUCCAAACAUGCCAACAGUCUUGUCCAGAUGGACAACGGAGUCAGGAUUCCACCAAGUGGCUGGAAAUGUUCGAAAUGCGACCUGCGGGAGAACCUUUGGCUGAACCUGACGGAUGGGUCAGUAUUAUGCGGCAAGUGGUUCUUUGAUGGCUGCGGGGGAAAUGGACACGCCCUGGAACACUACAAAGAGAUGGGCUUUCCAUUAGCGGUGAAGCUCGGAACAAUUACUCCAGAUGGUGCAGAUGUCUAUUCCUUCGAGGAAGAAGAGCCGGUUUUGGACCCACACUUAGCUAAACACUUGGCACAUUUUGGAAUUGAUAUGCUUCAGAUGCACGUGACAGAGAACGGCGUGCGGGAUAAUGAGAUAAAACCCAGGGUCUCCGAGUGGGAAAUGAUCCAGGAAUCUGGCAUGAAGCUGAAGCCAAUGUACGGCCCGGGCUACACUGGCAUGAAAAAUUUGGGCAACAGCUGUUACAUCAGCAGUCUCAUGCAGGCCAUUUUCAGCAUCCCCGAAUUUCAGAGAGCGUAUGUGGGAAACCUCCCAAGGAUAUUUGACUAUUCUCCUCUGGACCCAACCCAAGAUUUUAACACACAGAUGGCUAAAUUGGGGCACGGCCUCCUCUCAGGGCAAUACUCUAAACCACCUGUGAAGUCCGAACUCAUCGAACAGGUGAUGAAAGAAGAACACAAGCCUCAGCACAACGGCAUUUCCCCGCGCAUGUUCAAAGCUUUCGUAAGCAAAGGGCACCCGGAGUUUUCUUCCAAUCGGCAACAAGAUGCACAGGAGUUUUUCUUGCACCUUAUCAAUUUAAUAGAGAGGAACCGCAUCGGCUCCGAAAACCCCAGCGAUGUCUUCCGAUUUUUAGUGGAAGAGCGUACACAGUGCUGCCAGUCCCGGAAAGUCCGAUACACAGAGAGAGUCGACUACAUCAUGCAGCUGCCUGUGGCAAUGGAGGCUGCAAUAAACAAAGAUGAACUGAUUGCCUAUGAGCUGAAGAGGAGAGAAGCGGAAACAGCCAGGAGGCCACCUCCAGAGCUCAUCCGUGCCCGGAUCCCGUUCAGGGCCUGUUUGCAAGCUUUUCUAGAACCGGAGAAUGUAGCGGACUUCUGGAGCAGCGCCCUUCAAGCCAAGUCUGCUGGAGUGAAAACCUCUCGCUUCGCAUCAUUUCCCGAAUACCUCGUAGUACAGAUAAAGAAAUUCACUUUUGGCCUUGACUGGAUACCCAAAAAGCUCGAUGUUUCCAUAGACAUGCCAGAUGUUCUGGACAUCAGCCACCUCCGUGCCAAAGGCCUGCAACCAGGAGAGGAGGAACUUCCAGACAUCUCUCCACCCAUUAUCAUUCCCGAUGAUCCCAAAGAUGGCGCGAUGAACCGUUUCAUGGACCCUCCAGACAUUGAUGAAUCCUCAGUAAUGCAGCUAGCAGAAAUGGGUUUCCCACUCGAGGCGUGUCGAAAGGCUGUCUACUAUACUGGCAACAUGGGUGCAGAGGUGGCUUUCAACUGGAUCAUUGCCCAUAUGGAAGAACCAGACUUUGCAGAGCCGUUAGCCAUUCCCAGUUAUGGAGCAGCUGCUUAUUCAGGGGCAGGUGGUUCCGGAGCUCUUGGCCUGGAUAACCACCCCCCAGAAGAGAUGGUGGCCAUCAUCGCCUCUAUGGGCUUCCAGCGGAAUGUCGCCGUCCAGGCAUUGAGGGCAACGAACAAUAAUUUGGAACAUGCCAUCGACUGGAUCUUCAGUCACCCGGAUGCGGAAGGGAACGAAACCACUUCUGAGGCUCUGGACGUGGGGAACCAUGUGAAUGCCAACAGCCUUGCGGAAUCAGACCCCGAGGGGCCCACGAUCAAAGACGGGUCUGGACGAUAUGAACUCUUCGGGUUCGUUAGUCACAUGGGAACAUCGACAAUGAGCGGCCAUUAUGUUUGCCAUGUCAAAAAGGAAGGAAGAUGGGUGAUCUACAAUGAUUUGAAAGUCUGUGCCUCUGAGCGGCCACCCAAAGAGCUGGGCUAUAUUUACUUCUAUCACCGGAUACCAAGUUAGGCCGAAGGGGUCUCCCUGGGCCUUAGGAAGCCAUAGCCUUUUUAUUCUGCCGAAUAUAUAUAUAGACAUAUAUGUAUUUGAAAGAAGCAAAGCCUUUGGACUGCCAAAAAUGGAAAACAUUUGGAGUACCAUUUAUAGCUUAAAUCAGGAUCAGUCGUUUGAUGCCUUCUUAAAUAUUAGCAGGGAAAAAAAAAUCUUAGGUCAUGGUGCAUUGUAGGAUUUUUAAAUUUGUAUACUUUUUUUUUCCUAUGGAGGCUACAAGACUGUUCUAAUCGCUAGUGGAGUUUGCAACCCCUGGAGAACAGGAGGCUGUUCCUGGACUGUGAAAUGUCCCCCUGACUUUUGUGCCCCCCAAACUUGAUUUGAAUUGUCUAAGCUGUUGACUGGGUAGAGGUGACGUCGCCUUUUCCAAAUUUAGCGGAGGCUCUGUUGGCCGGCACAAAACACAGCAAAAUCAUGCAUAUCCUUGGUUUAAAAGGGUCUUUUGGUUUACCUCAGAAUCUCAUGGGCCAGAUUCAUUUGCCAGAAACGGUACAUCAAGUUGAGAUUAAAAAAGCCACGCCGAGAAAAUUCAGUGUCGUGAAACAAAAAAAUCUGGAUGUUUGUUUUUUUAACGAAAGCGCGUCAGUUGAUUUUUGGGAAUCGUAUCUUCAGCUUCUCCGUCCUGAGCAUCGGAACUGUUGAUCGCAGAGAAGCUCCUAAGAGCUGGUCCAUUCAUGUCAACGGAGGCAUGCUGUUGGAUCUGCUGUUGUUGUUGAGGACAAACCCACAAGAGCUAUGUGUGUGGGUGUGAAUGUAAGCGCAUGCACCCAUCAGGCCUCUAUUUAAGGCUGAAGAUCACCAAGCCAGAGUUCAGUUAUUGUUUUUCCUCCUCAGGCAUGACCGCAAAUAAAUUGGAGCGCACCUGACGAAUGCGAUGAGAAUGCUCUCCCCAGCUGGGGCAGUCGAUUUGAUUUUGAUUUUUUCAAACAACCGUCCUGAUUAUCCACAGAUUACAAAAGAACUAAUUAUCCUGUGUUUCUUGGGCGUCCUUUCUGGAAAGCCCCCGUCUGCUCCCUUCACCCCUGGUUAAUUAUCUCACUCAAUUUUCGCAAGGAUUUUAAUUUUGUUUCCGACUGCUUGUUUGGAUUUGCAGUCCCGAGAGGACGAGACCCGCAGACUUGCUCUGGAAAUGAGUAGGCGGCUCUGUCGAAAAAGGGCCGAUGUAUUUGUGUGCUUUGCCAGACUUCUAGUAUGUUGAAGUGCUCUUUGCGACAAUCCAGGAGCAGCUGCAGCAUGUCUGAGUCCUGUAGCCCACAGGUGUCAAAACUCGCGGCCCUCCAGAUGUUCACGAACUACAAUUCCCAUCAGCCCUUGCCAGUAUAGCCAAUGCUCAUGUUGGGAGAGACUGAUGGGAAUUGUAGUUCAUGAACAUCUGGAGGGCCGUGGGCUUGACGCCCCUGCUGUAGCCGCUUCAGGCCACUGUCUCAGUCCCUCGGCCCAGAGCAGCUAACGCUCCUUCCAGCUUCAUUCUCUGGGCCUCUUCGGCAUCUUUAAGGACUGUGCUGCUCUCUGCAUUGGGCAUAAAAGAACAUAAGAACAGCCACGCUGGGUCAGACCAAGGCUGAUCAAGUCCAGCAGUCUGUUCACACAGUGGCCAACCAGGAGCUUGGAGGGGCAGUGGGGGGGCAUUAGUAUUUCCAUGCUGGGGG